AUGGACACAAAGGAAGUCAAAUCCACGGUUUCGAAUUUAGAAAAAGCUGUAGAUGACAAGACGAUAUUGAAGCUACUCAACAUCUUGAACGAUGAUGUAAAACCAACUGAAAAAUUACUUCGAGAAACAAAAGUGGGAGUUGUCGUCAACAAGUAUCGAAGCCAUGCGAACCCACAAGUGUCGUCACUUGUCAAGAAGAUGAUUCGCGGCUGGAGGGGUGCAGUGCAAGCGGAGAAGAAUAAUAAGAAGAAAUCGGGCAUGUCUCCACUGAGCUCAGCCAAUUCGUCAACCAACAACAACAACAACAACAAUAAUAAUAAUGACUCAACAGCUAAAAGUGAAGCCGCUGCUUCAUCAACAGCACUGGCUCCACAUCGAUCAUACACGGGACCAAGGUCAGCACAGAAGGACGGCGUAAACACGCAGUUAUACGACAACGACACCCGCAACGCCUCCGUGGCAGCAUUGUACAACUCGCUCGCCGUGGAACGUGACGAUGCCCCCAAGACGAUCGUAGCCGUCGCCACUGAAAUCGAAAACGCCGUAUACCGUGAAGAAUACCUGAAACUCGGCGAGUCGUACCGCAACAAAUUGCGCACUUUUAUCAUGCAGCUUCGAAACAAGAAAAACCCCGAGUUGCGCCAACGGUUACUAACUAGGGAAUUGGACGCGGGCAAAUUCAUCAAGAUGUCACCUAACGAGAUGGCCCCUGAGGAAUUAAAGAAACAGAUUGAGAAAUUGCACAAGCAAAACUUGUUUGAUGCUCAGGGUGCUACGGAAAAGAGAGCUGUUACUGAUAGGUUCACUUGUGGCAAGUGUAAGCAUAAGAAGGUGAGCUAUUACCAGAUGCAAACGAGAUCGGCGGAUGAACCUCUCACGACGUUUUGCACUUGUGAAAAUUGUGGUAAUAGAUGGAAGUUUUCAUAG
This is a messenger RNA of Lodderomyces beijingensis, 927 nucleotides long. Lineage: Eukaryota; Fungi; Ascomycota; Pichiomycetes; Serinales; Debaryomycetaceae. The record is from the annotation of a GenBank genome assembly.